Messenger RNA from Closterium sp. Naga37s-1, 1241 nucleotides. NCBI's taxonomy places the organism in Eukaryota, Viridiplantae, Streptophyta, Zygnematophyceae, Desmidiales, Closteriaceae. The record is from the annotation of a GenBank genome assembly.
CAGAGGCGCCAUCAUACAGAAAUCUAGAGUCCGACAUCAUGGCUCUAGCGGCGGCCGGCACGCCGCAAAUCACAGCGCAGCAGUCGCUGCAGGCCACCCCGCAGCUCCACAGCAACGGCACCACGCCGUUCGGCACCGGCGCGGCCUUCCCCCUCCGCGCAGCCGCCGGCGGAUUCGACGCUCACUCGCUCGCGGCGCGCCACAUUGGCGGGCUGGUAGUAACCACGGGAAACACCUCCUCCGCUGACGUCAUCUCCAGCAGCACCUUCGGCGAAAGCGCUUUCUCCGAAAGCGGCGGCGGCGGCGGCGGGGACGGCAGCAAUGAGAAGCUGAAGAACGAAAUGGAGGAUGGGUGGGACUCCUUCUCACCCCAGACACGCCGCCAGUCCAUGCCCUCGUCCCUGCUUGCUGGUCACCCCCAGAGGCUCUUCAACAGCCCAACUGCAGCUACUGCUGCUUCUGCUGCUGCAUCGAGGCUCGGACCGUCCAAGCUCGGAGUCACCAGCGUCCCUGCUACUGCUGCUACAGCUGCUACAGCCACUGCCGGAGCUGGCGGCGCCGGUGGGAGCCGGCGGAGUGCGUCAAACAGCGGCGACCGGGCGGCAAGAGCCUCGGCCGGCGAGGAUUCUCCGGCUCGGCAGAGCGGGCGGCAGGGCGACGCUCCGAGCGGCGGCGAGGCGGGCGAGGCGGUGGUGCAGGCUACAGGUUCGGGAGAAGCCGGCGCGCACGGCAGGGAGAGCGGCGACAGGCUCGGUGACAGGCACGGGAGCGACGGAGAGAGCUCCGAUGAAAUGGAGGGGGGCGCCCACAUGGACCAGUUUGCAGAAGAUCAUGCGCCGGGCGGCAACUCUCGCCGGAUGGGCGGCAGCGCGGGGGAUUCCGGGCUGGGUGUGAAGGCGGAGAAGCGGCAGAUUAAGAUGAAGAGCCACGUGGAGAGCCAGCGGCGCAAGCGCAUUAGCGACGGGCUGAAGCGGCUGAGAGAUUCGGUGAAGGGCACGGGCGACACGGCUACCAUGCUGGACGAGGCAGUGGCUUAUGUGGAAGGGCUCAAGCAACAAGUGACAGCCCUGCAAGUCUCUCUCCUCCUCAAGGACACAGCCCGCCCCCAGCUCGGUGUAUCCAAAGGUGCUGCUGCCGCUUCCAACCACUCUCUUGGUGCUCCUACCACAUUGCUACCCCGUGCUGGAUGGUCAAAGAGGCUGGUGGAGACUUCUACGGGGGGGCAGUUGCAACUCCCCUAA